GGCGAAGAGAGGGAGAAACUAUAGUUUACAACAAGGCGACCCCGAGCUAGAAGAAAUGAAGGAGCACUUUCGGCAGUUUCGAAAGGAAAGACAUGAACUACCGGAGAAGCGUAGAUUGGAGGAAGAACGAAAAGCCAAGGAGGAAGAUGAGAUACGUAGAAACCAAGACUUCGCGCAGAAGGCGGAGGAGUUUCGAUUACAACUACGCGCCGAGCAACUAGAAGAAUGGAGGAGAACUAACUCGGAAGCUAAGGAAGCGGUUGAGAAGACUAGGAAAUCGACACAGAAGCACACUGGGAAAAGUGGGAGUGGAACCAAACGGAAGAUAGGCCAGAAUCGGAAGAAGAAGGUACUGGAGUCGUCGAGCGAGGAGUCGGAAUCAGAGAAUACAUCCAAUGAAGAAGUAUCAGACUCGUCAACUAGUGACUCUGACACGCAAGGAACCAGAGCGCGGGUGAAGGCACGCGGUAAGCGCACUGUGAAACGAUCGAGGCGGAAAGCGAAACCGAAGAAGGAUAAGGACAAGAGACCUUCAGAACGCACACCGCCAAGUAGAGUUUACAAACGGGGCAAAAGCUCCAAGCAACUGCCGGUGAGACAGGAGGAUGAACCUGGCAUCGAUGGUGAACCUCAGACGCCCUUGACUGGCAAUUUCAAGGGUCUAUCAGCCGGGUGCUCACAAACGGGACUCAUCGAUUACUGCAUCUCAGCUCAUAAGAUUUACUCCAGCAAGAAAGCGGACGUGCUGAGGAAGCUAUGCGAGCAGAAGGGACUGAAAUUUGGACUGGAUAUGUAUGUUGUGAUACCAUUACGACACGCAAAUAGCACGGAUGACUAUGCUUUCGAGAAGCACUUGAUUUCGGUUUUUAAUCCUAGCUUGAACUCGAGGGAUAGAGGAAAGGGCGGAAAAGAGAAACUGUCAAAGGGCAGAUGGAGGAAGGGCAGACGGGAGAGAGGCGGAUGUAGGAGAACAAUACGCUUGCAGAGAGUGACUAUGAUGGGAUACCAGGGGAUGCAUAUCACUUUGGUCCUUAGCUGGCUGACGGAACACAUUGACGGGAGGGAGAUAAUGGUACAGUUUGCUAGCAGAGAUAGCUGGAUAGACGGCUGGAGGAGAAUUAGGCGAGCUUUCGGGGGCUCUGAAAUCGUGAUUGGGGGAGAAGUAUCGAGACUCGGCGUAUCCAAGGCGGCAUUGGAAAAGGGAGGGGAGGUGCGGUUCAAGCGAAUCAUUAAGUCAAAGACCACGACCGAGCGUAAUAGGAGCUUGUUGAUCUCUCUGCUCAAGAGGCCGAGACCGGAUUCCAGACUGCAGCCUCUGCCUACAAAGAAGCUCAUCGGCCUCUAUAAGACUGCAGGCUUAUUCAGUGAUAAGGGAACGAAGCACCGACUGCGCAUGAAGCUGGAUCGGGUCAUAGCCCGGAAGACGGGCGUGACCGUGAGAAAGAGGGUUAACAUCAAACUGCCCUUUGACUCACGUAUCCGGAAGAAUGGUGUAAGGAGCUUGGCGGAGCAAGCAAUUGAUAGGGCGAUUAAGGAGAAACCUCUUGUGGAUUUCGUGAAGACCAGAAGUCGUGUCCUGUGGCUAAAGAACUGGACGGUGGCGGAGCUGCUGCACAACCAGAAGAAAUAUGCGAAUAUGCAGGAGUACCCUUGCCCGUGUAGAUACUUGGAUCUGCACAAAUUGGAGGGACACGUAUCAACGAGUUUCUCGGAGAUGGACGUACCUACCUUUGUCAGGAACUCCAAGAAUGUGACCAAACCGGCCAGAGCUAUCAGCACAGACACACUGGCUAAGGCCGUACUUUUAGCGACCCAACACUUGAAGGUGAAGGAGAUUCUAGAGAUUGAACCAAGGGAGGUGCUGAUCGGCGAACAGAGACCAAGUACAACCUGGACGGAUGAAGAGGUGCUCAAUUGGAAGGUGUAUCUAGAUGGCCUGGUGCUCACACCUAUAGACCGCAAUCAAGGUGGCACGGCGGUACUGUGCCCCGUACUUUACCGGCAUGGAUUCGGUAAGACAUUCUCUUGGAACACGAAUUACGAAGCAGUGGGGACCUGUGAGGCGGAGGCGGACGUCCUUAAAGAGAGCAGAGAUGACUUCAGGAGGAGCGGACUUCAGGCGAUUGGGACCUGGAAACCGGACGGUCGUUUGGGGGCCGCGUAUGUGAUCCCCAAGCACAAGGAUCUCACACGGUGGAGGCCGAUUGCGCCUGCACCCGCAGACCCAGCCUCGAUGACACAUCGGAGUGUGGCGCGGGCUCUGCAUCAACUGCGGAAACGACUACCUGAGAACAGUACCUUUUACCUGAACUCUAUCGCUGAACUAGGGGAAAGGCUAGCUGGCACUGCAAUACGUCUGAGAGUCGCGGGCUGCGACAGUGCGAUCGGGAGGUGCUAUGACAUCAAGGACAUGUUCUCCCGUAUACCACACGAAACGGUGAUACAAGCAGUGCACCACCUGCUCAGACUCUAUAAGGAUAAAGGCUGCAAGCAAGUUAGAGUAUCGCGGAGGGGGAAGAUCUGUGUCAUCAGCAACAACAGGAGGAAGAUGGACGGUUGUGUGAGUUUGAAGCUGAAACUGAUUUUGGAAGGCGUGAAGUACGACCUGAGACACACUGUGGUGAGAUGCGGAGAGAAGAUAGUAAAGCAGGUGUUUGGGAUACCGAUGGGCAAGUCAACUAGUUCGAUACUUGCCUCAAUCACAUGCGCGAUGGCCGAAUUACGAUUCAUAAAUGAGCUUGGCGGGGAUAGAAGACUGAUUGGAGGCUGGCGGGUCAUGGAUGAUAUCUCGGUGAUCACUGGAGUACGGGAACAAGACCAGAAGAUGAUACAAUAGGAAGAUUUGUUCGCCGCGUUUGAAGGCAUCU
Messenger RNA from Chara braunii, 2867 nucleotides. Lineage: Eukaryota; Viridiplantae; Streptophyta; Charophyceae; Charales; Characeae. The record is from the annotation of a GenBank genome assembly.